Molecule: messenger RNA, 264 nt
Organism: Paramecium tetraurelia
Lineage: Eukaryota; Ciliophora; Oligohymenophorea; Peniculida; Parameciidae
Exons: 2
Source: RefSeq, a predicted model, not a curated record
AUGUAGGAAAAGUGCAAGUAGAGAAAAUAAUUUUUAAUUCAUUAAACAAGUUUUGAAAUCUAUUUAACUUAUUCAAAAAAGACAAAUUUAGGGAUAAUUGAAAUCUUGAAUUCAACUACAUCUUAAUUAUUAUUUAUAGAGGGAAAAUAUGAUAAUUUCAAAGAUAAAGAUUAAUUAUCAUAUUUCGAUGUAGUUUAGGAAACCUGGACUAGUUUUGGACAAAAUUCUUGUAUUUUUGAGUCUGAUGUUCAGAAAUCAAAAUGA